Messenger RNA from Sardina pilchardus (European sardine), 6385 nucleotides. It is a transcript of the gene slc4a2b, whose product is annotated as solute carrier family 4 member 2b. Bases 205 to 3873 code for a protein of 1222 amino acids. The record is from RefSeq and is a predicted model, not a curated record. The transcript has 22 exons. Lineage: Eukaryota; Metazoa; Chordata; Actinopteri; Clupeiformes; Clupeidae. Gene Ontology annotation, biological process: regulation of intracellular pH; bicarbonate transport; monoatomic anion transport. Gene Ontology annotation, molecular function: monoatomic anion transmembrane transporter activity; solute:inorganic anion antiporter activity. Gene Ontology annotation, cellular component: plasma membrane; apical plasma membrane; basolateral plasma membrane.
AGUGUCCUGGCUCAACACUACGAUGUCAGUGGCAGCCCCACAGCAGUAAGCACACUAAGGUUAUGCUGCCCAUAAGUUCCUGUCUGAGUCCCAGUGAGAAAGAGAAGGGCUAAAGCCUGAGCCAGGUGUGAAGCACUCCGCUCCGCAGAGCUCCAGUACAGCCGUUCGCCCACAGCCCCACAGGUGCACCCCAGAGCAGGAGCCAUGAGCGACCCCCAGACCCCCGGCCAGGUCACGGACACGGUGACCUCCAUCAGCUACACACCGGAGCCAGCAGCCUCGUCACUGCGUGGUGGAGGUCGUCAGCAGCAGCAGGAGGAGGACGAUGGGGACCUGAACAAGGCGCUGGGCGUGCAGCGCUUCCAGCAGAUCCUCAGCCCCACGCCCAGCGUGCCCGACGAGCAGCACCGCGCCUGCCACGAGGAGGACAUCGAGUACCAUCGCAGCUCUUCCCACCACAUCCACCGGCCUCUAUCCAAGCUUCCUGGAGACAGCAAGAGGAAGAAGAAGAAGAGGAAGGGCCGCGAUCACCGUGGCAGCCCGGGGCCUGGCGGAGCGCCCCCUGUAGAGGAGGGAGAGGAGGAGGAGGAUGAGGAAGAGGAGGAGGCCAUAGAGGUCAAAAGCAGCACUACACAACACGGUGAAGAGACCGACGCCACCCAAGAUGUGCAGUUCUUUGUGUCCUGUGAGGAUCCCGAGCACCCUGAGGGGUCCGAGAGCCCUCGCCCGGCCCGAGACGUCUCCGUGGUGCCCUCCUCAGCUGGGGGCAUGGGCCCCGAAGAUGCCACGCCAACUGAGUCACCUGUUGGAGCCCCCGCUGCCGUCCCUCUGGCGAGAGCGUCCAGCCGAAGCUACGACCUGCAGGAGCGGCGCCGCACCGGCAACAUGACGGGCGCCGAGCAGGCCAAGUACGAGCGCAUCCCCACCGACGAGAGCGAGGCUCAGACGCUGGCCUCCGCUGACCUGGACGGGAUCAAAAGUCACCGAUUUGAAGAUGUGCCUGGCAUGCGGAGACACCUGGUGCGGAAGAGUGCAAAGGGCCAGGUGGUGCACAUCAGCAAGGAUCACAAAGAGGCCAGCACCCGCACCCGCAAACUGGACCGCACCCCACACGAGGUGUUUGUGGAGUUGAAUGAACUGAUCAUGGACAAGAACCAGGAGAUGCAGUGGAGGGAGACUGCUCGCUGGAUCAAGUUUGAGGAGGACGUGGAGGAGGAGACGGACCGCUGGGGCAAGCCCCACGUGGCCUCCCUGUCCUUCCGCAGUCUCCUGGAGCUCCGCAAAACCAUCUCUCACGGUGCCGUGCUCCUCGACCUGGACCAGAAGACCCUCCCUGGCAUCGCUCACCAGGUGGUGGAGCAGAUGAUCAUCUCGGACCAGAUCAAGGCCGAGGACCGCGCCAACGUUCUCAGGGCCCUCCUGCUCAAGCACAGCCACCCGAGCGACGAGAAGGAGCACGCCUCCUCCUUCCCCCGCAACAUCUCGGCGGCCAGCCUGGGCUCGCUCAUCAGCACCCACCACCACCACCACGGCAGCAGCAGCAACCACAUCUCCCAGAGCGAGCCCUCCGCCACCGAGCCCCUGAUGACCGGCGCCGGACACGAGGGCGAGCUGCGCAUCGACAUGGACAAGCACGAGGUGCACGCCCAGAGGGACUCCAUGCCAGCUAUUGGAAUGCAUAGGUCCAAGUCGAAGCAUGAACUGAAACUCUUGGAGAAAAUUCCGGAAAAUGCUGAGGCUACAGUUGUACUAGUUGGUGCGGUGGACUUCCUGGAGCAGCCCACCAUGGCGUUUGUGCGUCUGCAGGAGGCGCAGGAGCUGGACUCGGUGCUGGAGGUGCCGGUGCCCGUCCGCUUCCUCUUCGUCCUGCUCGGGCCGCCCAGCACCAGCAUGGAUUACCACCAGAUCGGCCGCUCCAUCUCAACACUCAUGUCUGACAAGCAUUUUCACGAGGCGGCCUACCUGGCGGACGACAGACACGACCUCCUGAGCGCCAUCAAUAGCUUCCUGGACUGCAGCAUCGUGCUGCCGCCCUCGGAGGUGGGGGGCGAGGAGCUGCUGCGCUCGGUGGCGCGCUUCCAGCGGGAGAUGCUGCGCAAGCGCGAGGAGCAGGACGAGAAGCUGCUGGCCAAAGAGCUCAAGAGCCCCGAGGAGAAAGAGUCCCUCCUGCCCAAGCCCAGUGACGACCCGCUCCAGCGCUCGGGCCGGCCGUUCGGGGGCCUGAUCCGCGACGUCCGCCGCCGCUACCCCAAGUACGUCAGCGACUUCAAGGACGCGCUGAACGCGCAGUGCAUGGCCGCCGUCAUCUUCAUCUACUUCGCGGCGCUCUCGCCCGCCAUCACCUUCGGCGGGCUGCUGGGCGAGAAGACGGAGGGCCUGAUCGGCGUGUCGGAGCUCAUCGUGUCCACGGCCAUCCAGGGCGUGCUCUUCUGCCUGCUGGGCGCCCAGCCGCUGCUGGUGGUGGGCUUCUCCGGGCCGCUCCUGGUGUUCGAGGAGGCCUUCUACUCGUUUUGUAAGUCGAACGGCGUGGAGUACCUCACAGGCCGGGUGUGGAUCGGCUUCUGGCUCAUUAUCAUAGUGGUGCUCACGGUGGCCUUUGAGGGGAGCUUCCUGGUCCGCUUUGUGUCGCGCUUCACUCAGGAGAUCUUCUCCAUCCUCAUCUCCCUCAUCUUCAUCUACGAGACCUUCUCCAAACUGGGAAAGAUAUUCCUGCACCACCCACUGAAGCGAUGCACCAUCCUCAACGGCACGGAGGACAACAGCACAUCCGAGAACAUCACUCUGAGUGUGCUGUCAGACAACAGCACCAGCACCCUCAAACCCGUUGUGAGCGGCGAGCCCAACACGGCCCUGCUGUCCCUGGUGCUCAUGUCCGGAACGUUCUUCAUCGCCUUCUACCUGCGCAAGUUCAAGAACAGCGCUUUCUUCCCUGGCAGGCUUCGUAGGGUGAUUGGAGAUUUUGGUGUCCCAAUUGCCAUCCUCAUCAUGGUGCUGGUGGACUACAGCAUUCAGGACACGUUCACACAGAAACUGAGCGUGCCCAGUGGCUUAUCUGUGACCAGCCCGUCCAAGCGUGGCUGGUUUGUGAAUCCUCUUGGCAUGCACAACCCUUUCCCCAUCUGGAUGAUGGCCGCCAGCAUCCUCCCUGCUCUGCUGGUCUUCAUCCUCAUCUUCAUGGAGACACAGAUCACCACCCUGAUAGUCAGUAAGAAGGAGCGGAUGCUGGUGAAGGGCUCGGGCUUCCACUUGGACCUGCUGGUGAUUGUGGCUCUAGGGGGCACCUGUGCCCUGUUCGGCCUGCCCUGGAUGGCCGCCGCCACCGUCCGCUCCGUCACCCACGUCAACGCGCUGACGGUCAUGAGCAAGGCCGUGGCCCCCGGGGACAAGCCACGCAUUCAGGAGGUGAAGGAGCAGAGGGUGACUGGGCUCCUGGUGGCCAUCCUAGUGGGUCUGUCAAUUGUGAUUGGGGACCUCCUGCGUAAGAUCCCCAUUGCUGUUCUGUUUGGGAUCUUCCUCUACAUGGGCGUGAUGUCUCUCAACGGCAUCCAGCUGACUGAGCGCAUCCAGCUGCUGCUCAUGCCUCCUAAGUACCAUCCUGACCACAUGUAUGUGCGCAAGGUGAAAACGCUACGCAUGCACCUGUACACGGCGGUGCAGGUGGUGUGUCUGGCAGCGCUGUGGGCAGUCAUGUCCACCGCUGCGUCACUGGCCUUCCCUUUCGUCCUCAUCCUCACCGUCCCCGUCAAGAUGUUCCUCCUUCCACGGAUCUUCACUGCUAGAGAGAUGCAGUGUCUGGAUGCUGAUGAUGCCGAGCCCACAUUUGACGAGCGGGAGGGCCAGGACGAGUACACAGAGAUGCACAUGCCUGUGUGAGCCACGCCCAACCCCAGCUCUCCACAUCCAAUGGGAUCUCUCCAUCCACCCGCCACUCCAUUCCAAUGGCCAAUAUGAAGUGCCUUAGGGGAGCUCUCUCUGUAGCCAAUCUGAACAGACGCACAGAACACACACACGCACACAUAUGCACACACGCCACCCACCUUCACCCACCUCUCUCGUUCGCCCUCUCUGUAUCUCUCCUUGAAGACUUCCAGACACCAGAAGGCAGACAAACAUGAAGUAGACUCUCCCUUACCAAAGCCUGUUCUGCUUCUGGUUAUUUAGAAAGCAUCCGUCCAUCAUCUCCACGUUCUAAAUGAAGGAUGCCUUUAUGGUGAUGGCUUUCACAUGGGAGGUUGUCUGUGGCAGCAGUGUCUUCCACUGGGCACAGAGAAUAUUCUUCCUAUUAGAAGAAAAACUAGUGUUCCCUAUGGUGGAAAUGUUAUAAUCGUAACUGGACAUUCCCCCCUCGUCCUGCGGCGUAACGUGGCUCAGAGGUCAAUGAUUUCAGAUGUUUUGUAAUAUUUAUUUUUGUAUACAUCACUAUUCACUACACAUUUCAGAAGGGCUCACAAGAGGAACAUUUGAAGCGGCUGGAUGGGAACAUCUGUGCUUCACUAGCGUUCCACUUAGCCACAUACACACAUAGGAACGCAAGUAGGUGUUCUUCCCCCCUCACAUAUCUGUUGUCUGAUAUUGUUAUUGUACCAGGGAGAGAGCUGUAGGUAUAUGUAGCUUGAUCCCACGGGUAUUACUAUGCUGGUAUGAUCCCUGAUUGUCACUGUGCUGAAUAUUUCAGUGUUGCCAAUCGAUGCCUGCAGCAUAACUGCAGUAAAGUCACUUCAGCUAUGGUUUCUUAGGCUCACUCAGUUCAUGCAACGCUACAUUGUGUUCCAGUGGCCAUAGCUGGCUUUGUGGACCGGUAAGUGGUCCCAUCCACCUCGCUGUAUCUGAACCGGCCAUCACUCCUCAGUAUCUCAGUAGCUUUCGUAGGUAAUUGGUUUAGCUGAGUGGCAGUUACUGAGCCCCUACAUAACACUAACUGUCAGAGAGAUUUAAUAAUUGCACUUAGUAGCAACCACAGGCUUAAUGCUGCCUAACCCUGCUUCUCCUGUCCUGCUUUAUGAGCAGGGCUCUGUGAGCAUCCAGUUCAGACCAGUUUAGCACACACUCACUGGUGUAUUGGUGUAUUUCAUUUUGGGUAUUUAAAAUGGUUCAUAUUAUGUUUGGGACUAUUGCUGGUGUCUCACUUUUAGAAAUGGUGGAACUAGACGUCAUCUUGACAAGACUUCUCGCAGCUUGUUGGAAUUCUCUUAGAUCAUCGUGUAUUAUCCCGUAACACAUUUCAGUGCCAAUCCAACCAGGUCUGUGAGGAUGUAAGCUGUUCCUGAUCUCAUUCUCCUUCUCCUCCUCCGUCUUUGUGUUUCGAUGAUGUGCUGGGCUGCUUAGUCAUAGGAAUGACAUCACAGAAUGAAAUUGUAAUGGUGGUUCCCUCUGCAUGCCCUUGAGUUAGGGUGACAUGGCCCACAGAUGAGGGAGGGGGGGGAUUGCUGUUGGCUGUUAUGGGCCACAUAUUGAAGUAAGCUUAACUCUUUUUCUUGCUUUCUUGUCAGUCUGUCAUCUUUUUAGUUUCAACAUGUAUUUUAGACAAACCUCUGUAUAUAAUUUGAAUGUUUUCAGAACAAGUUGUAUCCAGGCUUACUUUCUCUGAAUUCUUCCAAAAGUGCUUCAGCUGGUCAGAAAGUGCUCUUAACAUUCCACGUAUAACUUAGCUUUGCUUACUUGAUGAUUUUAAAGUAAUAUAAUAAACAUAACUGACAGCACAAUCUUAGGAAGAAACGCUGCUCUUAACUAAUUACAGUACAUUAAGAGAUCAUGUAUUCUUUUCUUAUCUGAGGAUCAGUUGGACUCUUUGUGAGGUUAUAUUUUUGAGUAAAUUAUUAAUGAAGAGCUAUACAUAUAAUUUUAUAAACCACAGAUUUUUAUCUUCAGACAUACAACUGGAUUCUUUUGUAGGCCAAGUUCUUUUUAUGGUUUGCCUUCCCCUGCUCUGGCAAUGUCUGCACUCCUCCAUAAAGCCUUUAUUGCGGUUGUUUGUAUUAUCAGUUUUGACUGUAUUGUCCUUGCUGAAAGUGUUUUGAGAGUGCCAUGUAGCUGUUCUUAGCGUUGUCUGAACUCUUUCAUUCACUUUUUUUGUGAACUGCUAGUAUCAUGUAUGGGAAAGAUGUGUUGGUGAUAAGAUCAUGUUUUUUUGUUUGUUUUUUAAAUUUGCACAGUGUUGUGUCUACAUGUGCAUUAUCUCAAGUUAGAGUUGAAAGUCAAACUACGGCAUAUUGAUUUCAGACAUAUUAGUCUAAACCUACAACAUCUCCAACCUCUUACAGAAGUCCUUUGUGGAACUGUAUGCAUAUUGUAUCUGUUUCAAUCAAACAUUUAUCCUUUUUGGCUUACCCUAUCUGUGUACAUGUAUGUAGGUCAUGGAUAUAAAAUAAAGUAAUUUUGUAUUAAU